This is a messenger RNA of Scophthalmus maximus (turbot), 4298 nucleotides long. RefSeq names its product FKBP prolyl isomerase family member 15b (gene fkbp15b). The coding region runs from base 128 to 3856 and encodes 1242 amino acids. The record is from RefSeq and is a predicted model, not a curated record. NCBI's taxonomy places the organism in Eukaryota, Metazoa, Chordata, Actinopteri, Pleuronectiformes, Scophthalmidae. Gene Ontology annotation, molecular function: peptidyl-prolyl cis-trans isomerase activity. Gene Ontology annotation, cellular component: growth cone. The transcript is spliced from 29 exons.
AAAGUCAGCUGACUCCGGCCACAAACAGGAAGUCACGUUCAACCAAACUGCCUACAGAGAAAGAGCCGACUCGUUUUCGUUUCGCACACAGAAGAAGAAGAAAAAAAGGACUUGGGACUGACAAAGAAUGUUCAGCGGAGACGACGAAGAUGGAGAUUUCCUGUCUCCGUCGGGAGGGGCCAAGCUGGCUUCCCUGUUCGGACUAGACCAGGCGGUCGGUCAGGGGAACGAGUCCUUUCAGUAUACUGCACCCAAACAGCCCCGGAAGAGCUCCAAUCCAGUGUCAGCCACCCAGAAACUACCUCCGACGUCUGCAGCUCCGGCAGUGUUAUUUGCCACAGCGGUCCAAGCCUUCAGAUAUAUUAACGGACAGUAUGUGAAGCAGGGGAAGCUGGGAGCAGCCGCACUGGGCAACCAUACAACAAAAGAGUACAAGCUGCUCCUGUACUUGAGCCAACAGAAACAAGUGACCACCGCCAAGAUUCACACGGGCUUUGUUUUCACGGUACAACCAAACAACUACUACACUUUUUAUGAUGACCAGAGGCAGAACUGGUCCCUGAUGUUUGAAUCGGAGAAAGCUUCCUCAGACUUCUGCAAAGAGGUAUGCUUGGCAAAAGUGAACAGCGCCGCCUCUUUGGAUGCUGUGGUAGUUCAGGAUCUGAAUCCCGGGGAGGGCCAGGAGGUGGAGAACGGAGACUCCCUGGAGGUGGUGUACACAGGCUGGCUCCUGCAGAACCAUACCAUCGGCCAGAUGUUUGACUCCAACCAGAACAAAGACAAGCUGCUCCGACUGAAAAUCGGAGCUGGGAAAGUGAUCAAAGGCUGGGAGGAAGGGAUGCUGGGGAUGAAGAAGACAGGCCGCCGUCUCAUUGUCGUCCCUCCACACCUUGCUUAUGGAUCCAAGGGAGUCCCCAACCGCAUUCCGGCAAACAGCACUCUUAUUUUUGAAGCAGAACUUCGUCGGGUGAAGUUUUCCAAGGACAGUGGCUCUGACCGGGCCAGUGCCAGCUCCAGAGACUCUGCUGCUCCUUCCCCGGCCCCCAGCGUGGAGAAUCUGACGUCAGAGCCUGCAGUACAGACAACCGCCCCAAGCACAGGCAGACCAGGGGAGCCACCACUUCGUGCAAAGUCAAACUCUCUCAGUGAACAGCUGGCCAAUCCAGAUGCCACUAAAGCCAAGCUGAUUUCUCGCAUGGCAAAGAUGGGCCAGCCCAUGUUGCCCUUUCUGACAGGAGUGACCAGCCAGCCGGAAUCCAGUGACUCCGAGCUCGAGGACACCAGUGGCAUCAGAGUGAAGGAUCAGCCUGUAGCUUCAUCUCCAGUGCAGAUCUCCAAUGCAGCUCCAGCUUCAGCACACGUACAUCCGCAUCCUCACACUGCUCCACCUUCUAGCUUAGUUCCUAUUAUGAGCACUGUCGCCCCACAGCCGGGGCUGCCAGGCAGCAGCCACGCCUUUCAGCCGUACUCCUACAUGCAGACCUCUGUGGCCCCAUCUCAGCUGCAGCCUGUACAGACGGUCCCAUACAUGGGCCCCAGUGAUGUGACUUCCUUCUUGAUGACUGAGGCACGACAGCACAACACAGAAAUACGGUUAGCUGUUGGAAAAGUAGCAGAUAAAGUGGAUCAACUCACUUCAAAGAUCGAUGACCUUCAAAGGCAGGGAAGUGUUUCCAUGGGUGUGUCGAGUAUGUCGAUGGAAACCUCCAUGAUCAUGCACAACAUCCAAAGAAUUGUGCAGGAAAAUGAAUGUUUGAAAAAGGAAGUCUUUGAGAAAAGUUCUCGCGUCGAAGAGCAAAACCGAAAGAUCGGGGAGCUCAUCAACCAGAACCAGAGGUACAUGGAGCAGAGCAACAUGCUGCUGGAGCAGAGAAACGACUCCCUGAAGUCGUCCAGUGAACAGAACCAGGCCAGAAUACUCCAGGCCGAGCAGGACAAGGGUCACGCUGCUCACACCACCGUCAGCAGCAGCCCCUCACCCAGACUGUCACCGUUCUGUCACAAUUGUCCGUUUGUGGCCUCUCACCAAUCCCUCUGUCCUCCUUCGCCCCCCGCCCAGGUCCGUCUGACGGAGGAUCUGGCUUCGUCCGUGGCCCGGCUGUCUCAGCUGCAGCUGGAGGCUUCGUCCCACCAGCAGAGGGCUGUGGAGCUGCAGAGUAAACUGGGCUCAGUGUUGCAGGACACUGAGGGCUACUGCCAACGCAUCACAGCCCUGGAAACACAGUUGGAAGAGCUGAAGGAGACCGCAGAGAGGACGCAGGCCCAGUACCGCUCAGAGAGGCAAAAGCGCAAAGAGACGGAGCUGAGGGUUGUCAACAUGGAGGAGGAACUGCAGGACCUUAGGGCUGAUAAAGAAGGUCUGGAACGAACACUUGUGGAGAGGAAAAAGAAGUGGCAGGCGGAGCGGCAGCAACGGGACGAGGAGGUGGAGGAGCUGCGCAAGAGCAGCCAGCAGGAGCUGGACAACGUCCGAGCCCAGCUGCGUAAGGCCAGGACCAGCACUGACAACGCCGCAUCUGAACAGUUGUCUCAGCUGCAGGCAGAGCUUGAGCAGGACUGGAGGGGGAAGUGUGAGCAGAUGUUGACGUCUGCUAAAGAGCAGCACAGGAGAGACGUGGCGGAACUAACAGAGCAGAGGGACGCUCUGCAGGACUCGCUCGCCCAGCUACGGGAAAAGUUCACACUUCUGAAGCAGUCGAGGGAUUCUGAAGAGCAGAUUUCGCUCCAGUACCGCGGGCAGACGGAAGAGCUGCAGGCCCUUCAGGAAAAACACACGGCCUUGGAGCGGCAGGAAGCAGCUGUACGGGAGAAGCUUGAAAGAAAAGUGGCCGAACUGGAGAAGAAACUGGCAGAGCAGGAGAAUUCAGGAGACACUGCAGCAGAGGUGAAGCGCGUGAUGAACGGAGUGUUUCAUUCUCUGCGCGGGGAGUUUGACCUCGGCGAAUCGUACUCGGGCCAGGCCGUGCUGGCGGUGGUUGUCACGACCAUUAAGAAUGUAACUCUGCAGCUGCUCAGCGGCACGCACGAAUCCUCCCUCCCUCAUGAGGAGGAGGAGGAGGAAGAGAAGGAGGAGAAGGAGGAAGAGGCAGAGGAGGAAGAAGAAGAAAGUGAUGAUGUGAAACAUAUGGAGGAGAAACCUCAUCAGAAUGUACACGUGAAUGGAGAAGGACAAGUCGGAGAGGAAGAACAGGAGGAGGAGGAGGAAGAGGAACAAGAGGGGGCUGAGUUGGAUUCUCCCCGAGUCAGUGAGAACCAGAGGGAUCAGGAAGUGUCAGCGCAGGACAAGACAGAGACGGAGUCAAAGACACAAAGCCAGACGGAGGUAUCACAGGCCGCCGAUCUCCAUCCAGUGUCCUUAAGUGAAGUGACGCCACAUGAGACAGCAGCAGCUGAGUGUGAAGGACAGCGCGCGCAGGUGGAACACAGUGUUCCAGAGAGUCCAACAGAGCCGAGAGACGCUGACGCGACUGCAGGUCCAGAGGACAGACAUGAUCGGAGCUCGGCUCCCGUGGAUGGACAGGAAAGUGCCGCGGUGAGCAGGGAGGUGGACGAGGAGAACACGGUCAACGGGGAGCACGGAGGGGAGGUGGCCGCUGCUCCUCAGGAAGCUUUCGGACCGCCGGCCAACCCGCCUCCACCACCAGACGCACUUCAGAGCGGCGCACGCCUGACUGAGGGAACUAGUGAGGAAAAUGGAACAGAGCCAUUUUUCCAGACCCCUUCUCCUGCCAAACCCCCCACAGCGCCCAGCGAGGAGGAAGAGGAGGACGACAUGGGCUUGAAGGGCUGUCCACCGCCCGCCCCUCUGUUCGGAGAGGACGAGGACGACGACGACGAUCUGGACUGGCUGAACUGAUAUUGAACCAGAAUGAUGUAAUUCUGCGUCUUAAUAUUUUGACUCCACGAAACCCGCCGCCGGGUGGUUGACCUGCUCUUCCCGCCCGGUUGAGCAGUGAGGACGACGGCCGGACGGACGGACGGACGGACGGACGGAGCUCCCCCCGUCUCAGCUGCAGCCCGACUCUGGUUUGUGUUGGAACCAGAACACUGUAAAUCCACAAAGGAGUUCAAACAGAACAAAUUAACAUUAAUCAUGUGAUGUCCGUCGGCGAUUGCAAAUUUAAAAAGCAAUUUUUUUUACGUGGCACUGUAGCAGAUCAGUUUGUUGAAUCAGCAGUAAUCCUGUCGUCAGUGGUUUCAGACUUUUUAAUCAUCAGCUUGCUGCUUUAAGAGUAGAACUUUUACACGUUGUCGCUAACCUGAAAUUAAUUCCAUGAAAUAAAUGGUGUUUAACUUUU